Messenger RNA from Carya illinoinensis, 2547 nucleotides. Its product is annotated as lysM domain receptor-like kinase 3. Gene Ontology annotation, biological process: protein phosphorylation; innate immune response. The record is from RefSeq and is a predicted model, not a curated record. NCBI's taxonomy places the organism in Eukaryota, Viridiplantae, Streptophyta, Magnoliopsida, Fagales, Juglandaceae. Gene Ontology annotation, molecular function: ATP binding; transmembrane receptor protein kinase activity. The transcript is spliced from 11 exons. The coding region runs from base 389 to 2407 and encodes 672 amino acids.
GCAGAGUGAGAACUCUCUUCCCCCACGCUCUCUGCUUCUUUUCUCUGCAACUGCAAGUCGUUCUCUCUGUGUCAUGUUUUUUUAGUUUAGUUUUGGUCACAAGCAGUUUACGCUCAGAGAAAAACAGUUUGCCCUUGUCACACUCACCGUAACCAAACCAGCGACAUGCUCUGUUACACUUCUCUUUCCCUGUCCUCCUCCUUCACGCCCCCUCUGAUGCAUCAAACUCCUCCAUAUUCAUCUUCUUGUUUUUCUAUAAAAAAUUAGGAUUCUCUCUCUUACCCUCUUACUCUGUCUUUUUAUUUUGCUCCUCUAUAUAGCUCAGCUUCUUUAAUCAAUUUCGUAUUUCUAAUCGUCGUUUUCCAGCUUAAGUUUUAGCUGCUGGACCAUGAGUUUUCUACGGGCAUCUCUUUUGUUUUCUUUCGUUCUUGUUCUUCUUCUACUUCUUGUCCAAAGUCACCCUUUAUUUUCGUACCCGUCCCCAAUGAACUGUACGGAUACCACGCGCCUGUGCACGUCGUUUUUGGCCUUCAAGCUCCGGCCUAACCAGACCCUGGCCGUGAUCGAAUCCAUGUUCGAUGUCCUCCCCAAUGACAUUACUGUCGAGGAGAGCAGUGACGGCCUUAACUACCUCUUCAUCCGGAAGAACUGCUCGUGCUUACGCACCACUAUGCAGUACGCGACCAACACCACGUUCACGGUGAGAUCCAACGAGGGGUUUGUCAAUGACUUAGCUUUCGACGCAUACGAUGGCCUGGCUUUCUUGUUGCCCAAUACUUCGAGGAGGGCCAAGGUCGGAGCUGUCGUUUCGUUGAGGCUCUUCUGUGGCUGCUCCAGUGGGUUGUGGAAUUACUUGUUGAGCUAUGUGAUGAAAGAUGGGGAUAGUGUACAGUCUUUGGCGAGCCGGUUUGGGGUGAGCAUGGAUAGCAUCGAGCAAGUGAACGGGAUCGAAGAUCCUGAUAAUGUCACUGUGGGUGCUCUCUAUCACAUUCCUUUGAAUUCGGUUCCUGGUGAGCCUUAUCCCUUGGAAAAUGAUAGUCCUCCCACUCCUGUUCCCUCUCCAAUUCCCUCUCCAACUGUUGACAGUUUCUCAGGUGAUCAGCAGAAUCACAAGGAUCAUAUGCCAUAUGGAUGGAUUGCUGGGGGUGCGGGGAUUGGUCUGGCACUGAUUGUAUUAAGCAUAGUUGUUUGUAUUUCCUUGAGGUUAUCAAACUGCUUUACUCAAGCCGAAAGGAGUCACACAAAAGAUCGUGAUGACAAAGUUUCUCACAAGUUUCAUAUUCUUCGAAAGCCCAGUUUUUGUUGUGCUUCAGGAAGGUAUGUCUGCUGCAAGUCUCAGGAUGUCAAGCAAACUAAUGGGGAAUCUAGCAACUGCCAGACUACUACUCCAAAAGCUCUAGGGACCAAUGUGUUUGACAUGGAGAAGCCUGUGGUUUUUACAUAUGAUGAAAUUUUUUCUGCAACCGAUGGAUUCUCUGAGUCAGGUCUUCUUGGGCAUGGAACAUAUGGUUCCGUGUACUAUGCCCUCCUUCGUGACCAGGAAGUUGCUAUUAAAAGAAUGACUGCUACAAAAACUAAGGAAUUCAUGGCAGAGAUGAAAGUCCUGUGCAAAGUUCAUCAUACAAAUCUGGUAGAGUUGAUUGGCUAUGCUGCUACUGACGAUGAGCUCUUCCUUAUAUACGAAUAUGCCCAGAAGGGUUCCCUUAGAAACCAUCUGCAUGAUCCUCAUAACAAGGAUCAUACACCACUUUCUUGGAUCAUGAGGGUUCAGAUUGCCCUUGAUGCUGCUAGAGGUCUUGAAUACAUCCACGAGCACACUAAAACUCAUUAUGUACAUCGAGAUAUCAAGACAAGCAACAUCUUACUUGAUGGUACCUUCAGGGCAAAGAUUUCAGAUUUUGGGUUGGCAAAACUUGUUGGAAAAAAAGGUGAGGGAGAAGCUACAGCAACCAAAGUUGUUGGUACAUUUGGUUAUCUGGCUCCAGAAUACUUGAGUAAUGGUCUUGCCACCACCAAAAUCGAUGUCUAUGCAUUUGGUGUUGUUCUUUUUGAAAUUUUAUCAGGGAAGGAGGCAAUUAUACGAACAGAAGGUGUGAUGAUGAAAAAUCCUGAAAGACGCAUGCUGGCAUCCGUCAUGUUAGCAGCUCUAAGGAACUCACCUGAUUCCACGAGUCUGUCAAGCAUGAGGGAUUACAUUGAUCCAGAUAUGAUGGCGUUGUAUCCACAUGAUUGUGUAUUUAAGAUGGCCAUGCUGGGGAAGCAAUGUGUGGAUGAGGAUCCCAUCCUACGUCCUGACAUGAAGCAAGUUGUGAUUUCCCUGUCACAGAUUCUCCUGUCCUCUGUGGAGUGGGAAGCAACCCUUGCAGGGAACAGCCAAGUGUUCAGUGGCCUUGUCCAAGGUAGAUAGCGGCAGAAGUACUUUCUUUUCAACCCAAUACCACUUUGAAGUCUUCCCUAUUUAUUUUUAUGGCCAUGCGUGUAUUCACUGUAUUGUAUAGCUCUGGUACUCAAGUGAAGUGGUAAGAUAGCGGUAUGCUUUAUUAUCUA